AUGUUAUUAGAGAGAUUCAAACAAUAUUUGAUCAACAAUCAAAAAAGGCUGUAUUAGCUGAGUGCAAAAAUAAAAUACCAACAAAAGGUAUACCAACUAUAAUGGACAAAUACUUUCCUAAGUUAGAUAAGAUGUUGAAAGAAUGUCUCACACUACAAAUACUUCAGAAACAACAAGAUCAAAUGGCCCAGUCAAUAUGCUAUGAUGCUGUAUUAGUUGAUAAUUG
Messenger RNA from Racocetra fulgida, 226 nucleotides. The record is from the annotation of a GenBank genome assembly. Lineage: Eukaryota; Fungi; Glomeromycota; Glomeromycetes; Diversisporales; Gigasporaceae.